Messenger RNA from Fonsecaea erecta, 270 nucleotides. RefSeq lists its product as hypothetical. The record is from RefSeq and is a predicted model, not a curated record. Lineage: Eukaryota; Fungi; Ascomycota; Eurotiomycetes; Chaetothyriales; Herpotrichiellaceae. Bases 1 to 270 code for a protein of 89 amino acids. The transcript has 3 exons.
AUGAAAUUGAAACUGGUCUAUACAUUGCCAUUGGCCAUCUUUGCGUCGUUGGUCACUGCUUUGCCAACCACUGAUGUUGCCGCUACAAACGAAACGAGUCUCAUCUCGCCCUACCGCUUUGAGCUUGAAUGCGACAAUGGCAAUGGAUACAGCGGGAGCUACAUCUACAGCAUGUGCUGGCAGCGGUGCACUUGUCUCUAUCCUUCGGGAUAUGCAAGCUGUCCCGCGGGCCUGUGUGCGACCUACUGUGGCUGCUAUGUUGAUGAUUGA